AUUGGUGAGAACUUAGAAGCCACCCCAAUUCAUCUCCUUCUAGUUCCUCAACACCAAUGGAGGUUUCAAGCAAGAUUCUCAGAAGAUCAAUUCACAUUUUUCUUCAAAACUAUCAUUACUUCACAUCAACCGCAGCUUUUCUUGCUUUUCCUUUCUCAGCUUCAAUACUCCUCUCACAAGCUUUAAUCCCUCACCCUUCAUCCCUCUUGCCUCAAAUCUACAAUCGCAUGAGAACUCUGUUUGAUGCUGCAGGCUUUCCUUCUUCUUCACGCUUGUUUAGCAUUCUUAACCUGAAGGUUUCUCAAACAAUCACUUCUUCAAUCUUCACCCUUCCUUUCACACUCACCUUUCUCCUCAUUGCAAAAGCAUCCAUAAUCCAUGCUCUCAAUCACCAUAAACCAACUUUGCCACCUUCCUUCAAUUCAAUAAUAUCCCUUUACAAGCCACUCCUCCACACCUAUGUCUACAACUGUUUCUUGAUUCUCUCAGCGAAUGCAACUGCUUUUUGUCUCAUGUUUUUGGCCUUCAGCUUCAUUGAAGGACUUGGCUAUUCUACCCCUAGUUUCCUCCUCCUCUUCAUGUCAGCAGCUGGGGCAGUUCUCUUUUCUGUGAUUCUUGCCAAUGCACUUGUCAUAUGCAAUAUGGCACUGGCUCUAUCUGGAAUGGAGGGACAUGGAGGAUACUUAGCAAUCCUGAAAGCUUGUGUUCUGAUAAGGGGAAAGAUGUCAAUGGCUUUGUUCCUGGCACUGCCUGUUAAUGUGGCUCUGGCUGCUGUUGAGGCCUUGUUCCAGUUCCGGGUUGUAAGGGUCUAUCAUGUUGCUGGAAUGGCAGGGCCUUGUGUGGCUUUAGAGGGGAUUUUCAUUGCUUAUCUGUACUCAAUCUUCAUCAUCCUUGACACAAUCGUGAGCUGCAUGUUUUACAAAAGCUUUAAGACAGGAUCAUGGAUUGAUCAGGAGGACAAACAUUUGUUGAGGAUCGAAUUUCCAGAUGAGGACAAUUAUGCUUACAUGGGCAACAAGGAUUUCGGAGAGCUGCCAUAAAGUAACAUCAA
Molecule: messenger RNA, 1051 nt
Organism: Gastrolobium bilobum
Lineage: Eukaryota; Viridiplantae; Streptophyta; Magnoliopsida; Fabales; Fabaceae
Exons: 1
Coding region: 57-1040 (327 amino acids)
Source: RefSeq, a predicted model, not a curated record